GCAGAAGUUCUCCCCGUGACCCUUCACGGGGACGGGAAUGGGGGAGAAUUUGUCGCCGCGGGGACGGGUUUGGGGACAGUAACCUCCAACCGGGGAAUCACUCGACUCGAUCUGCUUUGCUCUGCUCUGCUUCGGGUCGUCGCCGGCGGCGGGAGCAGAGCACCCACCCACACGCACGGUAAGAUGUCGUCGACCGCGGGCCCCGUGGCCUUCGUCGGCGCGGACGAGCUCAGCGUCGAGCUCGCCGCCUCCUUCCUCCGCUCCGGCGCCCGCGUCCGCUCCUUCGUCCCCGAGGCGGAACGGUCGCCACCUGCGGCGCUCGCGGAGCUGAAUGGCCUCCUCCGGUGCGGGAGCCCAGUGGAAGCCGCGCGAGAUGCUGCGCUGGUCGUCGUGCUAAGCGAUGCUGGUGCGGUUGACGAGUUGUUCUUCGGGGUUGAGGGUAUCGCGAAAGGAUUACGCGCGGGUUCUAUUAUAUUGAUUCGUUCGACAUUGCUGCCUAGCCAGCUGGAGAAGCUGGAGCAGAAGCUUACAGAUGAGAAGAAGGAUAUCUUCCUUCUGGAUGGAUACAUUUUCAGUGGUUUAUCUGAUGAACUAAAGCAACAGAUUGUUAUUGUUGCAUCUGGGAGACAGUACAUAGCAGAAGGAGCUAGAAAGUUUUUCCAUAGUCUAAACAAUACCAUUUACUUUGCUGAAGGUGAAUUUUGCACUAGCAGCAAACUUAGGGUGGUAAAUGAUUUGCUGGAGGGCAUUCAUUUUGUUGCGUCUAUUGAAGCAAUGUAUCUUGGUGUUCGAGCUGGGAUUCAUCCAUCAAUUAUCUAUGACAUAAUAUCGAAUGCUGCUGGGAGCUCGAGGAUAUUUGUGGAGUUAGUUCCAAAACUUCUGAGUGGGGAUCCUUUGCUUAUUGAUUUUCUAAACUCAGCAAGGAAAAAUGCUAGCCAUGUGAUGGAUAUGGCAAAAUCAGUAACAUUUCCACUGCCACUUCUGGGUGUUGCCUAUCAACAAUUGAUACAUGGUUCUUCAGCAGUAACUGGAGAUGGAUCUGCCUCACCGCUGAAGGUUUGGGAAGCAUCGUUUGGAGUUAAUAUUGUAGAUGCUGCCAGUCAACAAAUCUAUGAUGCAAGCAAAUUAGCUGAUCAGCUUGUUAUGGAAUCUAAAGCAGCAAAGCGGAUUGGCUUCAUUGGUCUUGGAGCUAUGGGCUUUGGAAUGGCAUCCCAUUUGCUGAAAUCAGGGUUCUAUGUUGUUGCUUAUGAUGUCUACAAGCCAUCAAUGGCCAGGUUUGCUGAUUUAGGUGGAUCAACAAAAGGUUCUCCUGAGGAAGUAGCAAAAGAUGUGGAAAUACUUAUUAUCAUGGUUGCAAAUGAGUCUCAAGCUGAUAGUGUUCUUUUUGGAAAUGCUGGUGCUAUACCAGUGUUAUCUGCUGGAACAUCUAUCAUCCUUUCUUCUACAGUUUCUCCUGGAUUUGUGAUUCACCUCAACAGAAGAUUAGAAGCUGAACGCCGACAGAUAAAGUUGGUUGAUGCUCCAGUAUCUGGUGGUGUCAAAAGGGCGGCAGAUGGGACACUAACUAUAAUGACUUCAGGGACAGAUGAAGCUCUGCAUUGCACUGGUUCUGUUCUAUCAGCGCUGAGUGAAAAGUUGUAUGUAAUCAAAGGAGGAUGUGGAGCUGCAAGUUCUGUUAAGAUGGUCAACCAACUUCUUGCUGGGGUUCAUAUAGCCUCAGCAGCUGAAGCCAUGUCAUUUGCUGCUCGACUAAAUUUGAGAACAAGAAGAGUCUUCGAAAUUAUGCAACAUGCAAGAGGUUAUUCAUGGAUGUUUGGAAAUCGUGUGCCACACAUGCUUGAUAAUGAUUACACACCUUAUUCUGCAGUGGAUAUAUUUGUCAAGGAUCUGGGUAUAGUAUCUUCUGAAAGUUCCAAUUCGAGGAUACCAGUGCACGUUUCUACUAUUGCCCACCAGCUGUUUAUUUCAGGAUCUGCUUCUGGGUGGGGUAGAUAUGACGAUGCUGCCGUUGUGAAGGUCUAUGAGACAUUAACUGGUGUAAAAGUUGAAGGGAAGGCUCCCAUGCUCAGUAAAGAAGAUGUCCUUCAUUCUCUUCCUGCUGAAUGGCCAGAAGAUCCAAUUGAUAAUCUUGUAUCUAUUGCAUCUCAUAGUAGCAAAAAGAUUCUUGUAGUUUUAGAUGAUGAUCCAACUGGGACUCAAACAGUUCAUGAUAUAGAAGUUUUAACUGAAUGGCCUGUUGAAGCCCUUGUCGAACAGUUUCUCAAGCUACCGACUUGCUUUUUUAUUUUGACAAACUCUCGUUCCAUGACUGCUGAUAAGGCCAUGCUGCUAGUACAAACUAUAUGCAGAAAUCUUGAAGCUGCGGCAAAGAAGGUCCCUGGUGUUAGUUAUACAGUAGUCUUGAGAGGUGAUUCAACUCUACGUGGUCAUUUCCCAGAGGAAGCUGACGCUGCUGUCUCAGUACUAGGUGAGAUGGAUGCCUGGAUAAUCUGUCCAUUUUUUCUUCAAGGUGGGAGAUACACUAUUAAUGACGUCCACUAUGUCGCAGACUCUGAUAGAUUAAUUCCUGCUGGUGAAACCGAAUUUGCCAAGGAUGCAGCUUUUGGCUAUAAAUCUUCCAAUCUCAGACAGUGGGUUGAAGAGAAGACUAGAGGACGGGUUUCGGAGAACCAAGUUUCAACAAUUUCCAUAACUCUCUUGCGUAAACAAGGACCAACUGCUGUCUGUGAGCAUCUCUGUAGCUUGGCGAAGGGCUCUGUGUGCAUCGUCAAUGCUGCUAGUGACAGGGACAUGGCCGUCUUUGCUUCUGGAAUGAUCCAGGCUGAAUUGAAAGGAAAGCGGUUUCUCUGCCGCACAGCUGCAAGUUUUGUGAGUGCAAGGAUUGGGAUCAAGCCAAAGCCACCUAUCUGUCCAAAUGACCUUGGCUUAAAAAGAGCUUUAACUGGAGGCCUCAUAAUUGUUGGUUCAUAUGUGCCAAAAACUACAAAGCAGGUUGAUGAGCUGCGAUCACAGUGCGGGCAAUCUCUUCGAGUAAUAGAGGUGUCUGUCGAGAUGGUUUCAAUGAAAUCAAUGGAGGACAGAGAUCAAGAAAUCAGCCGAAUUGUUGAACUAGGGAAUGCUUAUAUACAAUCCAGAAAAGACACUCUAGUUCUCACCAGCCGCCAACUCAUUACUGGAAAAACUCCUGAAGAAAGCUUAGAAAUUAAUUAUAAAGUGAGUUCAGCACUAGUGGAGAUUGUGAGAAGGAUUGAUAGUAAACCUCAUUACAUCAUUGCAAAGGGAGGAAUCACUUCAUCUGAUAUUGCCACAAAAGCUUUGGAAGCUAAACGUGCCAAAGUCAUGGGACAAGCAUUAGCUGGUGUACCAUUGUGGCAGCUUGGUCCUGAGAGUAGAUUUCCUGGGGUCCCUUACAUUGUUUUUCCUGGUAAUGUUGGUGAUAACAGUGCUCUUGCUAAAGUGGUGAAAAGUUGGGCUUCCCCAUCUAGAAGUUCUACAAAAGAACUUCUUCUUGUAAGAUUCUCGUCAUUAUUUCGAGAGAAGGGUGGUUAUGCUGUUGGUGCUUUCAAUGUGUAUAACCUUGAGGGAAUUGAAGCUGUUGUUGCAGCAGCAGAGGCUGAAAAGAGUCCUGCUAUCCUGCAGAUUCAUCCCAGUGCUCUGAAGCAAGGUGGAGUCCCAUUGGUAGCAUGUUGCAUUGCUGCUGCAGAACAAUCCAGUGUGCCUAUCAGUGUUCACUAUGAUCACGGCAUUUCCAAGUCAGACUUGCUUCAAGCUCUUGAAGCGGGAUUUGAUUCAGUGAUGGUGGAUGGUUCCCAUCUAACUUUAAGGGAGAACAUCUUAUACACAAAGAGCAUGUCUUCCUUGGCUCAUGCAAAAGGUUUACUUGUGGAAGCUGAGUUGGGUAGGCUCUCAGGCUCUGAAGAUGGCCUGACCGUUGAAGAAUAUGAAGCAAGAUUUACUGAUGUUGCCCAGGCUGAGGGAUUUAUUGAUGAGACAAGCAUUGAUGCACUAGCAGUUUGCAUUGGAAAUGUUCAUGGAAAAUAUCCACCUAGUGGACCAAACCUCAGAUUUGACUUGCUAAAGGAUCUUCGUGCAUUGACCUUAAAGAAAGGAGUUAGCUUGGUUCUCCAUGGAGCAUCUGGUCUACCUCAUGAGCUCGUAAAGGAGUGCAUAGACUUGGGCGUGAGAAAAUUCAAUGUGAACACCGAGGUUCGGAACAGCUACCUGGAGUCCCUUAGAAAGCCAGAAAAGGACCUGAUUCAGGUCAUGGCGUCUGCUAAAGAAGCAAUGAAAGCUGUGGUAGCAGAGAAGCUGCGCCUCUUUGGAUCUUCUGGGAAAGCCUGAGCGAAGUACUUGCGCCGGCAACAUGCGGUACCGGGGGGUGGGGGGCAUGGUUGCAUCCUCGGAUUCGUGAUGAUGAUGCUACUCUGCAGUUGCUUACAGGUACAGCUCAUUGCGGUAUACAUAAUCCGGAGGGCUCAUUACAAAUUGUUGGCUGAACAGCUGAAGUGCUUAUUGUAUUUUGCAAUGUGGCGCAACUAAGGCUAAUUCGUAAAUCGUAAUAAUGUAUGCUACCCCGAUGUAAAAUGCUCCAUCGUUAAUAAAUGUCACCGUGUUCGCUGUGCCUUUGUUUA
This is a messenger RNA of Sorghum bicolor (sorghum), 4631 nucleotides long. RefSeq lists its product as uncharacterized. Gene Ontology annotation, molecular function: zinc ion binding; NADP binding; NAD binding. Lineage: Eukaryota; Viridiplantae; Streptophyta; Magnoliopsida; Poales; Poaceae. The coding region runs from base 184 to 4341 and encodes 1385 amino acids. The transcript has 42 exons. The record is from RefSeq and is a predicted model, not a curated record. Gene Ontology annotation, biological process: carbohydrate metabolic process.